This is a messenger RNA of Epinephelus lanceolatus (giant grouper), 3396 nucleotides long. It is a transcript of the gene marchf1, whose product is annotated as membrane-associated ring finger (C3HC4) 1. Gene Ontology annotation, molecular function: zinc ion binding. The record is from RefSeq and is a predicted model, not a curated record. NCBI's taxonomy places the organism in Eukaryota, Metazoa, Chordata, Actinopteri, Perciformes, Serranidae.
CACACAUUUUCCCUGCCUCCUUGUUUACUGCUCGGGUCAAUCUGAACUCUUCCUCUCUCCGUCUCUCUGUCUCAGCAGGAGGGCAGACAAGGGGGAGGAGGAGGAGGUGGAGGGGGAGGAAGAGGAGGAGGUGGUGCGCACUGCUGAGUAGUUUCCCAGUCGUCAUGACGACCUCACACCCCACCAUCUCCAGAGCUGUCUUCCUGUUGCCACGGUGACCUGAUCCCGUUCCAUCUCCGCUCCUCUUGAUGAUCCGGAUUGGGCUGACAGAGGAGAGCGAUCCCGGAACACCGUCCCAUUUUCCUGAAGACAGCUUGCGGAUGGGACAGUGGAUCACACGUAGGGACACGGCUCGGAUGACAGGAAGGCGCGGCGUGCUGGGAAUGCUGUGGGAGUAACACCGAACCGUUGCCUGGAAACAGCAGCAUGCCAAUACAACAGAUAACUGUGGUUCCGGCCAGGGAGACAGCCAGCAACGGCAAGAGCUCUACUCGCUCUAAAGACAAGACUGAGGGGAGGAAGGCCCCCGGGCGCUCAGGGAGUCGAUCCAGCAACAUCUCCAAGGCCAGCAACUCUACAACAGGACUGACUACAGCCUCAAGAACAUCAAUCACUCCGUCUUCUCAGGACAUAUGCAGUUCUACCCAGCUGACCCCUUUAGAGGAGGAUGUUUCUGAAUCGCACAAACACAACAAGCACACACAAAACUCUGUGAUGACUGUCACCAGCACAACUCUGGGCUCAUCAGCUCAGGCACAGAAGAAGCAGGUGAAGCGCCGCCACCGCCGCAAGAGGAACAGCUGCACCGGCUACGACUGCGUGGAAACCAACGGCAAACAGGAGCAGACCGACCGCAGCGAGCUCAGCUCUGACCGCAGCGAGCACGGGGAGAAGAGGGAGCGGUCUGUCAAGAACCGGAGAGAGCUCCCACCUCGCCUCCGCUGCUCAGGGGUCCCCCAGUCGGACUCCACCUCUGAGGAUGAGGCGUGGCGUGAGGCCCGCAGCUGGAGCAAAGAGAAAGCCCGAAGAGUGCGCCGCCGCAGCGGGAGCAGCCGAGAGAGGGAUGGAGUGAACGGGGGUAAAGGAGGGGAAGACAAGGUGCAGAUCAUGGAGCUGCAGUCUGUCGGCUCGGAUGAAGGGAAGGAGAACCAGCCUCUCGUGGAGGAGAGUGGAGGCCUUAAGAAGCGCCACAGCAGCAGGGCCUCAGCAAAGAGAGACGGCAACGUUUCACAGAGGGAAAGCUCACACAACAGAGACCAGGAGAAGGGCUACAAGUCAGGGGACAGUUCCUCACUGGCAGAGGACGCCGAGGAACUCAUCACCAAGAGAUACCAGGAGAAGGGGUCAGGGGGUGGGGACAUGUCAGUGCCCACACCACAGAAACACUGCAGUAUGAAUGGAGGCACAAUACGGCAAUGCUCUGAUGACUCUGAGAUGGAGGUCUGCAGGAUCUGCCACUGUGAGGGGGAUGACGAAUGCCCGUUGAUAAUGCCUUGUCGCUGCACGGGGAGCCUGAGUUUUGUCCACCAGGCAUGUCUCAACCAGUGGAUCAAAUCCUCAGACACUCGCUGCUGUGAGCUCUGCAAGUUUGACUUCAUCAUGGAGACGAAGCUAAAACCUUUACGCAAGUGGGAGAGGCUACACAUGUCGAAGGGCGAGAGGAGAAAGAUCUUCUGUUCAGUCUUGUUUCACCUGAUAGCAAUAGUGUGUAUGUUGUGGUCAGUCUACGUUCUGUUCAAGAGAACAGCGGAAGAGAUCAGACUUGGGAAGAACGACGAUUUUUGGAGAGUUUCUCUUCUCAAGUACAAUACGCCACAGGGUGUGCUGGAGUGGCCCUUCUGGACCAAGCUGAUUGUGGUGGCCAUCGGCUUCACAGGUGGCCUCAUCUUCAUGUACAUCCAGUGUAAAGUCUACCUGCAGCUGUGGCACCGCCUCAAGGCCUUCAACCGCAUCAUCACUGUGCAGAACUGCCCCGAGAAAGACCUGCACAACCCUCAGGCCCAGCUCAACGCCCUGACCAAUGGCAGGCACGAAACAGUGGAGGUUCCCGUCGCUCCGGCCCCCGUCCUGGCUCCAGACACACAGAUGGACUCGGACAUGUCGGUGGAGGCUGCAGUGGCUCCCGCACAAAACCCUGUCUGACUGAUUCUCUCCUCCCACUCAGAAAGAGUCCUUUAUCACACCCUGCUCAUCCAACAACACAAGAUGGUGUGAGCACUGUGUGAUUUAGACCCGUACAAAUUUUGUAGUGUUGUUUGUCUCAGCUCCUGUGAGUGCUGAUCUUGAGACACGAGACGGAUUUAAAGUCCUUCAGUGAUCGAGGAAAACUGAAAGGCUCAAGGGCUGCAGUGGCGUAAAUGUGCAAAGUAACGAAGAAUGUGGCAGGCCGGAAAAAAGGAGAAGAGAGGAGGUGAAGAGAUGUAAAGGAAAAUAAAGCCAUCAGCAAGAGAAGUUUGUAAAGACUGUAGUUAUGUGAUAUAUUGACAGUUUUAUUCCUGUAUGCACUUUCCCAAACUGCACUGACGUGAUUUGAAGGUGUGAACACCCUGUGGAUGCUAUUAAAGCUCUCAGUAUGCUUCAAAUGAACCUCAGAUGACACGUCUUACAGCCACGUCCUCAGGCAACAGUGUUAGUAGUUGUUUCCAAAUGGCCAGAGGCCUGCUGUCACGGAGAGGAGUGAGAUGAGAGGACUCAGACUCUCUCCUCAGAGGCAUUCCUGGUGUUGCACUCGGUUGUCUGGUUGUGCAAAAGAAAAAAAAGCUUGAAAGACAAGUUCACACCUCUGCACACCAGGAACUGUCACUGCGUCAAGGGGUGGUUAUUGUGGACGGUGAACGUGCGUGCGGUUCUAUUGUUACUACGUUGGUUGUCUGCAUAGAGGAAAAUGUUCACAAGUUUGGUGGCGCGGUCUCAUCACAUGGAGGUAAAAAGUAUGAGCUUAAACUGUCAGACAUAUAAGCACUUACACAAGGCCGAGACGUAUGCCAUGUCUUUAACCACCUGGAAGAUGCGAUGUUGAGCACUGGUUGCUGUUCUGGUGCCUACUUUGUGCCAACUCUCAAGGGCACGGAGGCAGGUUGCAUCUGAAGUUGCUAAGUGAUCGUAACCAGCGCUGUAUCACAGUGUACUUACCAGAAAUCCCAAGUUUGUUAGUCUUCAAUGCCGACACCCCAAGGUGAAGGAAACUGUUUUUUAAUUGUUUCCAUGACAUGUCUUCUCUCAGACUAGUGGGAAGAAAACGCCUCACAGCAAGAGGGUUGCUGAUUCAAGUCCUAGGUGGGGUGUUCGAAGUCCUUCUGUGUGGAAUUUGCAUGGUCUCUUAGUGUCAGUGUGGGUUUUCUCCGGGUACUCCGGCUUCUCCGGCUUCCUCCCACAGUCCAAAGACGUGGAGGUUAA